AUGUCCUCCACCGACAGGGCCGCCGAGUCGUCUGCGGCCAAGUCGUUCUCGGCAGACGCUUCCAUCACAAAGGACGGACGUAAGCUCUGCGUUCGGCACAUGCAGAUGGCGAACCAGAAUGUCAACGCGAAGCUGCAAAAGUCACUCGACAGCCUGCCCGUCCCCGAGCGAGCAGACAUCACUCACCUGUGGUCGACGUUCUCUGCUGCGCCCCACCACAAGCGAAAACUCAUCCUCGAGGGUAUCCUCACCAUGUGCUGCUUCUCGCAGCUGUCUCACCUGUCCGACUCAUUGAACCAAAUCAUCCGCAUCGACCCCUUCUCCCUGCUUCCCCGCGAGGUCUCGCUUCGCAUUCUCGGGUACCUUGACGCAAUCUCGCUCGGACGUGCCGCUCAGGUCUCAAAGACAUGGAAGGCGCUGGCAGACGACGACCUUCUGUGGCGACGAAUGUGUGGCCAGCACAUUGAGCGCAAGUGCGAGAAGUGCGGCUGGGGUCUUCCGCUUCUCGAGCGACGACGUCUCAAGGUCGAGCUCAAGGACCGCAGCCCUAUCGUCGCCCACGGCGUCGGCGGCCACCACGACCACGCCCACGACUAUGGCGUUAAGGAGGUCAUGACUCGCUCUGAGGUUCUUGGCCCGGAGCGUGCUUCGACUUCUUCGCAGGCUCUUGUCUCGUGCGACCUGGCCACUCCGGCUCCGAACUCGACGCUGAAGCGACCAGCUCCUACCGAGGGCUCGACAUGGGCCCGCGAGAAGAAGCCCAAGCUGGAGGGAGGCAGCGACUCGGAGGGCGAGAGCGCUGCUGAUGCCAAGGCUGGCAUUCUCUCGCGUGACGUCCGCUUGACGCGCCCCUGGAAGAGUGUUUACUGCGAGCGUCUCAUCGUCGAGCGUAAUUGGCGCAAGGGUCGGUGUCAGACCAAGACGCUGAAGGGACACACCGACGGCAUCAUGUGUCUCCAGUACCACACCGCCCUCACCGAUCCCAACUACCCCGUCCUCAUUACCGGCUCCUACGACCGCACCGUCCGCAUUUGGAACCUCGACACUGGCGAGCAGGUCAACUGCCUGCGUGGUCACACGCGCGCCGUCCGUGCACUCCAGUUCGAUCAGAUGCUGCUGUUCACGGGCUCCAUGGACGGCACCGUGCGCAUGUGGAACUGGCGUAAGGGCCAGUGCCUGAGGGUGCUUGAAGGUCACCGCGAUGGUGUUGUUUCGCUGCACUACAACGGUUAUCUGCUGGCGUCUGGCAGUGCCGACAGCACUAUCAUUGUUCGCAACCUGCGUAACGGAACUAAGUUCACGCUAGCGGGUCAUAACGAAUGGGUGAACUCUGUUGUGAUCUGGGAUGGCAAAUCGUCCCCAGGUGACCUCGACCCGACUGCGAUGCCCACGUUUACGCAGGCGCUCAGCCGCAACCGUCUGCAAGCCUCGCCCGGACCUGAUAACACGGCGUUUGACAUUGACGCUGGAACCAUGCUCUUCUCCGGCUCCGAUGAUGGCACCGUCAAGCUCUGGGACCUGGUGACUCAGCAGUGCCUGCGCACCUUUACCGGCCACAAGGGACAGAUUCAGAGUCUCCGAAUUCUGAUGACCGACCAGUCCCCGGAGGACGAGGACGACCACGAGCCUUCGGCGACUGAGGGUGGCUCGGCGUUUGGCCAAGCCUCCGCAGUCGGACUCAACACCAGCCCUUACCACUCUCGCAUGGCGCUCCCUCCCACGGGCGACGAGCACGUCGUGCCUCAUGUUUAUGUCCAUUCCGAGGAGGACAACCACCACCGCAAGGCCAAGGAGGCCUCGGUCGACCGUGCCGAGGUCAAGCGACCUCUGCUCGUGACUGGUUCCCUCGACGGCACCGUCAAGGUUUGGGACGUGGAGACGGGCCGCGAGAAGAGCACGCUGUUCGGCCACAUCGAGGGUGUGUGGGCUGUUGACAUUGACGCACUCCGUCUCGCCUCUGCUUCUCACGAUCGCACGAUCAAGGUCUGGGACCGCGAGGCGGGCAACUGCGUCCAGACAUUGGUUGGCCACCGCGGCGCAGUCACUAGUCUGCAGCUGUCCGACGACAUGAUCGUCUCGGGCUCUGACGAUGGUGACGUGAUCGUCUGGAGCUUUGGACCUGGCGCUGAGAAGAAGGCGAACUCGACCGCCGACAACUCAGCUUGCAUCCAGGCGAUCCCGUCAUAG
Molecule: messenger RNA, 2187 nt
Organism: Trichosporon asahii var. asahii CBS 2479
Lineage: Eukaryota; Fungi; Basidiomycota; Tremellomycetes; Trichosporonales; Trichosporonaceae
Product: F-box protein, Met30p
Exons: 3
Coding region: 1-2187 (728 amino acids)
Molecular function (GO): protein binding
Source: RefSeq, a predicted model, not a curated record